Molecule: messenger RNA, 2254 nt
Organism: Durio zibethinus
Lineage: Eukaryota; Viridiplantae; Streptophyta; Magnoliopsida; Malvales; Malvaceae
Product: transcription factor TGA9-like
Biological process (GO): regulation of DNA-templated transcription; DNA-templated transcription
Molecular function (GO): DNA-binding transcription factor activity; sequence-specific DNA binding
Source: RefSeq, a predicted model, not a curated record
UGUGUACCAUAAGAACAGAAGGUGUUGUGUUGUAAUAAAGCAAAAAGCUCCCAAAAAAAAAAGAAAAGAAAAGAAAAGCAGACUAAUCAAUCAGGUUGGUUUCUUCACAUAGAAGUAGAGAUAGAAAUCAGAAGAAAGAGAUUCCCACGAAGGAUUAAAAGUUACAAUUAGAGAAGAGAUAUAUCUAAGAAAAAGACUGGACCUCUUUGUUUCUAUUUAGAUUCACUUUGACAAGAAAGCUUUGGUCUUUUGUCUCUCUGCGUUCUCUUUCUUUCCCUGUGUCUCUCCUCUCAGCUGAGUUAAACAAAAGAAUAGAAACGCUAGGGAAUGGUUUUUCCAUUUCCUCUGUUUGUUUUCCUGGAGCUAAUAUAGUUUUCUUUCUUUUCAAGCCAAGGUUUUUCACUUUUUUUAUUUUCAGUUGUUUCUGGUUUAGAGAAUGGUCGAACGAACAAGUCUUGCAUGGCGAACCAUAGAGUUGGAGAGACAGGUUUAACAGACUCAGGACCUUCAAAUCACCUUCAUCAAAUUACUUAUGCAGUUCUUCAUGGAAUGAAUAUUCCUACAAGUUUCAUCCAUCAACAACGAUCUGUCCUUGAUUUUGGAGAGCUAGAAGAAGCGAUUGUGCUGCAAGGAGUGAAAAUUAGAAAUGAUGAAGCUAAAGCACCUUUAUUCACAACAGGCAGACCAGCAGCUACCCUAGAGAUGUUCCCUUCUUGGCCAAUGAGAUUUCGGCAAACCCCAAGAGGAAGUUCAAAGUCAGGAGUGGAAAGCACAGACUCAGGAUCAGCAGUGAAUACUCUCUCAAGCAAAACUGAGAACCAGCAAGAACCAGAGUCUCCUAUCAGUAAAAAGGCGACUUCUUCAGAUCAUCAGGCUUUUGACCAGAAGUCACUGCUGCACCAACAGCAUCAGCAGCAACAACGGCAGCAGGAACAACAACAACAACAAAAACUAGAGAUGGCAAGCGAUACCUCAAGAACAGGAACAUCACAGAAUCAAUCAGCUGCCAAACAACCACAAGAAAAGAGAAGGGGUUCAGUUUCUGAGAAACAGCUUGAUGCUAAGACACUGAGACGUUUAGCUCAAAACAGAGAAGCUGCAAGGAAAAGCCGUCUUAGAAAAAAGGCUUAUGUUCAGCAACUAGAAACAAGCAGAAUAAAGCUAACUCAACUUGAGCAAGAUCUUCAGAGAGCUCGAUCUGAGGGAAUUUUCUUGGGAGGUUGUGCUGGUGCUGUUGGAAAUAUCAGCUCUGGGGCUGCAAUAUUUGACAUGGAAUAUUCAAGAUGGUUAGAAGAUGAUCAGAGGCACAUAUCUGAGCUUAGAACUGAAUUACAUGCACACCUUUCGGACAGCGACCUUCGAAUAAUUGUAGACAGUUACAUUUCACAUUAUGAUGAAAUUUUCCGGUUGAAGGUAGCGGCUGCAAAAUCUGAUGUUUUCCACCUUAUAACUGGGAUGUGGACAACUCCGGCUGAGCGUUGCUUCCUUUGGAUUGGAGGUUUUAGGCCCUCUGAGCUCAUCAAGAUGUUAAUAUCACAAUUAGACCCGUUAACAGAGCAGCAAGUGAUGGGGAUUUACAGCCUCCAGCAUUCUUCACAACAGGCAGAAGAGGCACUCUCCCAAGGCCUGGAACAGCUCCAGCAGUCUCUAAUUGACACUGUCGCUGGCGUUCCAGUCAUUGAUGGAAUGCAACAAAUGGCUGUUGCCUUAGGCAAGCUUGCCAAUCUAGAAGGCUUCAUUCGCCAGGCUGACAAUUUAAGACAGCAAACCCUUCACCAAUUGCCUUGUAUAUUGACGGUUAGACAGGCAGCACGGUGUUUUCUGAUGAUCAGCGAGUACCAUGCGCGGUUACGAGCACUUAGUUCUCUUUGGCUGUCCCGACCCCAAGAGACCUUGAUCAGUGAUGAUCAUUCAUGUCAAACAACGACGGAAUUGCAAAUGGUGCAACCAUCAAAGAAUCAUUUCUCAAACUUUUGAUAAAAAAAUUCCGAUGAGUCAGCCAUCAUCAGCAAUCAAAAUCCUGUAUUUAUUUUCACAAAGCUGCAGCCAUGCGAAAUAUUGGAAUAUUUCAUCAAGCUACUUAAAAUUAGAGGAAAUAGGACUUUCUUUUCUUUUCUUUUAUUAAUCUUUUCUAUCAGUAAGUUAUCCCUUGUAAAUGAAAAAAAAAGUCAAUUUAGUAUGCAUAACGGAGCUUCUAUCUUUUCUAGAAAGAAAUUAAGAGAUUAUCAUCAGGAAAAAUAAAAGUUGAAGCUGU